GCAAGUGAAAGAAAGUUUGUGAUGUUUACACUUGAUCGUAGGAAUACUUUUCUCACUUUUGAAAAGAAGAUCAUGAAUCUUUUUCAUUAGCUCAUGUAGCAAGAUAAGUGAACAUUAAGGGAAAGCAAAGACAUUUUCAGAAGUUGUCUAGAAACUGAACGUUUUGAUCAAAGCAAGUCUUCAGCUGUGGAGCAGAAAGACACUUCCUUAUUCAUAGUCAGUGUUGGAGAUCAAACUUUUCAAAUCCAUCAUGAAUGAAACACAAACAUCUGGAGAUGAAGAUUAUAUUCCAGGCUGCAGUUCAGUUCAUCAGAAGAGAUCAGAAACAGAGCCCAGCUGUGUGUCUGUGAAGAGUGACUGGUCUAUGGAUCCGCCACUGUUGUUGAAGAGUGAAGAUUCACAGCCUGGACUCAGUUCAAUUCAUCAGAAGAGAUCAGAAACAGAGUCCAGCUGUGUGUCUAUGAAGAGAGAGACAUCUUUGAUUCAGUCUUUAGAUUUUAAGAGACGAGAUAUACGGCCUGUUCUCAGUCAUGAAGUCCUCAACACAUUUAGAUCAAAUCUGCUGAAGAAGUUUAAGUGUCUGUGUGAGGGAACAGCGACGCAGAGAAACACAACACUGCUGAAUGAGAUCUACACAGAGCUCUACAUCACAGAGAGUGAGAGAGGAGAGAUCAAUAAUGAGCAUGAGGUGAGACAGAUUGAGACACAAUCCAGGGGAGAAGCAACAGAGGACACAGCCAUCAAAUGCAGUGACAUCUUCAGACCUUUACCUGGACAAGACAAAGACAUCAGAACUGUGCUGACAAAGGGAGUCGCUGGCAUUGGAAAAACAGUCUCUGUGCAGAAGUUCAUCCUGGACUGGGCCGAAGGGAAAGAGAAUCAGGACAUCCAGCUCAUAUUUCCACUUCCUUUCAGAGAAAUCAACUUGAUGAAGGACAAAACAUUCAGUCUUUCAGAUCUUCUUCACGUCUUUUUCCCUGAAACUAAAGAAAUGGAAAUAUCCAGCGAUGAAUAUAAAGUGUUGUUCAUCUUUGAUGGUCUGGACGAGUGUCAUCUGUCUCUGGACUUUAAGAGCAAAGUGAAACUGUGUAAUAUAUCUGAGUCAGCCUCAGUGGAUGUGCUGCUGAUGAACCUGAUUGUGGGGAAUCUUCUUCCCUCUGCUCUCAUCUGGAUCACCUCCAGACCAGCAGCAGCUGAUCUCGUCCCCUCUGAGUGCGUCCAUCGAGUGACAGAGGUACGAGGCUUCAAUGAGCCACAGAAGGAGGAAUACUUCAGGAAGAGGAUCAGUGAUCAGAGUCUGGCAGACAGGAUCAUCUCACACCUGAAGUCCUCCAGGAGCCUCUUCAUCAUGUGUUACAUCCCAAUCUUCUGCUGGAUCUCCGCCACUGUUCUUGAGAAGAUCUUGAGUCGAGCAAAGACUGGAGAGAUUCCCAAGACUCUCACUCAAAUGUACACACACUUCCUGAUCCUUCAGACCAAUAUCAAACAUGAGAAAGAUUAUGAGAAGAAGGUGACAGAUGAAGACAUGAUCCUCAAACUGGGGAAACUGGCUUUCCAGCAGCUUGUGAAAGGAAACCUGAUCUUCUAUGAUGAAGACCUGAGAGAGUGUGGCAUUGAUGUGACAGAAGCAUCAGUUUAUUCAGGACUGUGCACUCAGAUCUUCAGAGAGGAGCUGGGCUUGUUUCAAGGGAAAGUCUUCUGCUUCGUUCAUCUGACCCUUCAGGAACAUCUAGCAGCUCUAUAUGUGCACCUCUCCUUAACAAUAAAGAAGACAAAUGUGUUUGACCAAACCAUACAAAGUUCUUUCUCUAAAGCCUUAAACCGGAGGAGGUCAUUAUCUAAGCUCCAUCAGAGAGCUGUGGAUGACGCUCUACAGAGUAAGAAUGGACACCUGGAUCUUUUCUUGCGAUUUCUUCUGGGUCUAUCAGUGGAGUCCAAUCAUACUCUCUUAAGAAAUCUACUGACCCAGACAGGAAGCUGCUCCUACAACAAAAAGGAAACAGUUCAGUUCAUCAAACACAAGAUCAGGAAGAAUCAGAGAAAUUCAGAGAAAUCCAUCAAUCUGUUUCACUGUCUGAAUGAACUGGGUGAUUAUUCACUGAUGCAGGAGAUCCAGGGUUAUCUGAAAUAUGGAGAAAUAAGAGAAACCAAACUCUCCUCUUCACAGUGGUCAGCUCUGGUUUAUGUGUUGCUGACAUCAGAGCAGAAGAUGGAUGUUUUUGAUCUAAAAAGGUUUAUUGGAGAACAACAUACAGGAGAUGAAGUUCUUCAGUAUCUGUUACCUUUGGUCAAAGAAUCCAGAUCAGUUUGGCUAUGUGAAUGCAAUCUCACUGCUCAGUCUUGCGGAAGUUUGUCUUCAGUUUUACAAUCCUCAAACUCAAACAUCCUGAGAGAGCUGGACCUGAGUAACAAUGACCUGCAGGAUUCUGGAGUGAAGCUGCUCUCUGAAGGACUGAAGAGUCCAAACUGUCAUCUGGAAAUUCUGAGAUUGUCUGGCUGUUUAGUGACAGAGAAAGGCUGUGGUUAUGUGUCUUCAGCUCUGACUUCAAACCCCUCAUACCUGAGAGAGCUGGAUCUGAGCUACAAUCAUCCUGGAGAUUCAGGUGUCAAGCUACUCUCUGAAAAACUGGAGGACUCAACUUGCUCAUUGGACAAACUAAAUGUGGAUCAUGGAGGAGAAUCCAAGAUCAAAGCCGGAAUUAAGAAAUAUGAGUAUUUUUUCACAUUGGAUCCAAACACAGCAAACACUCAACUCAUUCUGUCUGAGGAGAACAGAAAGGUGAUGUGUGUGUCUCAGUCUCAGCUGUAUCCUGAUCAUCCAGGCAGAUUUGAUGAAGUGUAUCAGGUGUUGUGUAGACAGAGAGUGUGUGGACGCUGUUACUGGGAGACUGAGUGGAGUGGACGUGUGUUUAUAUCAUUGUCAUAUAAGAACAUCAGCAGGAAGGGACCGGGUGAAGAGUGUUGGUUUGGAUCUAAUGAUCAGUCCUGGAGUUUGAUCUGCUCUCCUCACAGAUACUCAUUCAGACACAAUAAGAUAGAGACUGAUCUCUCUAUGAAGCCCAUCAUCAGCAGAAGAAGAACAGAGGUGUAUGAAGAUAUCUACAGAGUAGGAGUUUAUGUGGAUGAGAGCGCAGGAACUCUGUCCUUCUUCAGCGUCUCUGACACAAUGAGACUCAUCCACACAGUCCAGACCACAUUCACUCAGACACUCUGUCCUGGGUUUUGGGUUUAUUCUGGAUCAUCAGUGAAACUGUGUUGAUUCUACCCAGAAUGCUUUGAGCUGCAUGAUGAAUCAGUAACAGUGAGAUGUUAUGAGUCUCUUAAAGACACUAAUACUGCAGCUCAACUUCUAUAAAAACAGAAAUAUAAGACUUAAUAAUUAAUCUAAAAAAUAGAUAUAAAAGAAUAAAUGUGUCAGAAAUAGAAAGAUCUGUGUGUGUGUGUGUGUGUGUGUAGUGUCUCAUCAAUCAUUUGUUUUAUUUCUGUUUCAAUGUAAAAAUGUCACAAACAUAAUUGAUGAAGAAUAUGUCAUUGAUUUCUCUAUUGUUUCUGCACUGAUAAAUCAACUUGAUCAGGUUUUAAUUGAUGUGAGGAAUCAAUAUUCAUAAUACAAACAAGAAUGAAAUGAGCUUCUGAUUUUAUAAAAUAUGACAUUUAUCACAGCAUUUAAUAAAACAUUGUAACAACAGUAAAUUUGUAUUAUCUUUCAAUAAAUAAAAUAAAAUGAAUUUAUUUGAAAAUAUUUUUUUCUGAGUUUUGCAGUUAAUGUAAUCACAGUGUAAUGAACCACGCCUCUGUGGCUCUCUCCGACGGCCACCGGAGGGAACCCUGCCCAGAAUAUUAGUCCCCGGAACUACAUUUCCCAUCAUGCCUCUUUCCAGCUCUAAUUACCUGCCCAGGUGUACCUUGUUAAGACUGCUAUUUAAGCUGCAACCAGCCAGAACUCUUUGCGAAGUCUUAUCCUUGCUCUGGCUGAUAAUUUUAAGUGUUUGCACUAUCGUUGGUUUCCUGUGUUUGACCUUGUUCUGUGUUGUCGUUUGCUGCCUACCCAUUGACCUAUUGCCUUUACCUCGACUCUGACC
Puntigrus tetrazona (Sumatra barb) is the source of this 4082-nucleotide messenger RNA. Its product is annotated as NACHT, LRR and PYD domains-containing protein 3-like. Bases 251 to 3259 code for a protein of 1002 amino acids. The transcript is spliced from 9 exons. The record is from RefSeq and is a predicted model, not a curated record. Gene Ontology annotation, molecular function: protein binding. NCBI's taxonomy places the organism in Eukaryota, Metazoa, Chordata, Actinopteri, Cypriniformes, Cyprinidae.